Cricetulus griseus (Chinese hamster) is the source of this 6418-nucleotide messenger RNA. The record is from RefSeq and is a predicted model, not a curated record. NCBI's taxonomy places the organism in Eukaryota, Metazoa, Chordata, Mammalia, Rodentia, Cricetidae.
CCAUAACACUGAAGAGGGGCAACAAAUUCUUCAGCAGCCGGUGCCAGAAAGACUAGACUUUGUUUGCCGGUUUCUACAAAAAAAUUGGAAACAUCCCUUGUCUACACAAUGCCUGGUGUCUGUGCCGAAAGUGAUGGAGGGAUCUGAGAUGGAAUUGGCUAAGAUGGUAAUGCUGUUUUUAUAUCACUCCACCAUGAGCUCCAGAAAUCCCCGGGACUGGGAACAGUUUGAAUAUAGGAUUCAGGCUGAGUUAGCUGUCAUCCUGAAAUUUAUGCUGGAUCAUGAGGACUCAUUAAACCUUAUUGAGGACCUAGAAAAUUUCUUGGAGAAAGUUCCUUACACCUAUUCCAGUGCUGUCCCUGAAGAGUUUUCUCCACCCAGCUACCAGGCCAAGAGGAAGAUUCGCUUCCUAGAAAUGCAGAGAAUUGCUUCAUCUUCCAGUGAGAACAACUUCCUCUCAGGUUCUCCAUCCUCCCCUAUGGGCGACAUCCUGCAGACCCCACAAUUCCAGAUGAGACGACUGAAGAAACAGCUGGCAGAUGAGAGGAACAACAGGGAUGAGCUGGAGCUGGAGCUAUCUGAGAGCCUCAAGCUCCUCACUGAGAAGGAUGCACAGAUAGCCAUGAUGCAGCAGCGCAUUGACCACCUGGCUCUGCUGAACGAAAAACAGGCAGCCAGCUCACAAGAAUCCCGGGAGCUUGAGGAGCUCCGUGGCAAGAAUGAAAGCCUCACCGUGAGACUGCAUGAGACUUUGAAGCAGUGUCAGAACCUGAAGACAGAGAAGAACCAGAUGGAUCGAAAGAUUAGCCAGCUUUCUGAGGAGAAUGGGGACCUUUCGUUUAAGGUGCGAGAGUUUGCCAGCCACUUGCAACAACUUCAGGGUGCAUUCAAUGACCUGACAGAGGAACACAACAAGGCUUCUCAGGAGUGGGCAGAGAAGCAGACUCAUCUGGAGAAGGAGCUCAGCACAGCCCUCCAGGAUAAGAAAUAUCUUGAAGAGAAGAAUGAAAUCCUUCAGGGAAAGCUUUCCCAGCUGGAAGAACGAGCAUCUCAACAGUGUGAGAGCCCAGCCCAGGAGAAGGGAGAGGUGCUGGGUGACGCCUUGCAGCUGGAAACCCUGAAGCAAGAGGCAGCCAAACUUGCUGCCCACAAUACUCAGCUCCAAGCCCGUAUAGAGACGCUGGAUUGUGAACGGAGCCAACAGGAAGCCCAGCUGCUUGCUGAGCGGGGCCACUUUGAAGAAGAGAAGCAGCAGCUGGCCAGCUUGAUUGCUGACCUGCAGAGCUCCAUCUCCAACCUCAGCCAAGCCAAGGAGGAGUUAGAGCAGGCCUCCCAGGCUCAGGGUGCUCAGCUGACUGCCCAGGUGGCCUCUCUGACUGCACUCAAUACCACCCUGCAGCAGCAACAGGAUCAAGAACUUGCCAGCCUGAAAGAACAGGCCAAAAAGGAGCAGGCUCAGAUGGUACAGUCUUUGCAAGAACAAGAACAGGCUGCCCAGGGCCUCCGCCAGCAGGUGGAGCAGCUGAGCAGCAGCCUGAAGCUGAAGGAGCAACAAUUGGAAGAGGCAGCCAAGGAUCAGGAGGCAGCCAGGCAGGAUCAUGCCCAGCAACUGGCCAUUGUUGCUGAGGCUCGAGAGGCCUCUCUAAGGGAACGGGAUGCUGCUCGCCAGCAGCUGGAAACAUUGGAGAAGGAGAAGGCUGCCAAGCUAGAGAGUCUGCAGCAGCAACUUGAGGCUGCUAAUGAAGCUAGGGACAGUGUACAGACCUCAGUCACACAGGUCCAGCAGGAAAAGGCAGAGUUGAGCCAAAAGAUAGAAGAACUCCAUGCCUGCAUUGAAGCGGCCCACCAGGAACAGCGUCAGGCCCAAGCUCAUGUGACAGAGCUAGAGGCCCAGCUGAAGGCUGAGCAGCAAAAAGUGGCUGAGAGAGAAAAAGUGAUGCAGGAGAAGGCCCAGCUCCAGGAGCAGCUCCUGGCCCUUGAGGAGACUCUGCAGAUUACCAAAGGCAGCCUUGAAGAGGAGAAGCACAGGACUGCAGAUGCCCUAGCAGAGCAACAGCGCUGUGUCACUAAGAUGGAGGCAGAGUCCCGAAGCCUGAUGGAGCAGCGUGAGCAGGAACAGAAGGCAUUAGAACAAGAGAAGGCUGGGAGAAAGGGGCUGGAGGCCAGGUUACAGCAGCUUGAGGAGGCUCGUCAGGCUGAGACUGAAGCAUUGCGGCGUGAGCUGGCAGAGGCUACAGCCUCUCAGCACAGAGCUGAGAGUGAGAGUGAGCAGCUCAUUAGGGAGGUUGAGAGCUGGCAGAAGCGGUUUGAAGCUAGACAGCAAGAGGAGGCAAGAUACAGUGCCAUGAUCCAGGAGCAACUGGCAGCUUUGAAGGGGGAUCAUGAAAAAGCUGGCCAAGAGGCACAGGAGGAGGCAGUAGAGGUCCACGGUGAGGGCCAGAUAGGUGAGCAGCAGAGUCCACUAGCCCAGCUUCAUACCACCCUAGCUAGAGCCCUUCAGCAGGUUAAGGAAAAAGAAGUCAGGGCCCAGAAGCUGGCAGAUGAUCUCACAACUCUGCAGGAAAAGAUGGCUUCCACUAGCAAGGUGGCGGCCUGCCUGAAGACCUUGGUGUUAAAGGCAGGUGAGCAGCAGGAAAUGACCUCACUUGAGCUGCUCAAAGAGCCCCCAGGGGCUGGAAACAAAGAGUCGAACUGGCUAGAAGAGCAGCGGGGAGGGCCAUUCUCUAGUCCACAAGCAGCACUAAAGGCUAUGGAGCAAGAGGCUGAGCAAAUGGGCAGUGAACUGGAGAGGCUCAGGGUAGCACUGAUGAAGAGCCAGGGGCAGCAGCAAGAGGAACGUGGGCAGCAGGAGAGGGAGGUAGCACGGCUGACCCGGGAGCGGAGCCAGGCCCAAGCUGACCUGGCUCAGGAGAAGGCAGCCAAGGCAGAGCUUGAGGUGCGGCUUCAGAACACCCUUAACGAGCAGCGUGUGGAGUUUGCUGCCCUGCAAGAAGCACUGGACCAUGCCCUGACGGAAAAGGAAGGCAAAGAUCAGGAACUUGCCAAACUUCGUGGGCAAGAGGCAGCUCAAAGAACAGAGCUGAAGGAGCUUCAGCAGACUUUGGAACACCUGAAAACACAGUUAGUCAAGAAAGAAAAAGAGCAGCACCCUGCAGGGAGUACUGGUGGAGAAGAGGCUUCUGCCCCAGAAGCCCAGUUGGAGACAGUCAGAAAGACAGAGGCACCAGACCCUGAGGUGGAGGCACUUCGGGCAGAGGUCAGCAAGCUGGAGCAGCAGUGCCAGCAGCAGAAGCAACAGGUUGAAGGCCUGACACACAGCCUGGAGUCUGAGCGUGCUUCCCGGGCUGAGCAGGACAAAGCCCUAGAGACCCUACAGGGCCAGUUAGAGGAGAAGACUCAGGAACUAGGGCACAGUCAAGCUGCCUCAGCUUCAGCUCAGAGAGAAUUGACAGCCCUCCAUGCCAAAGCCCAGGACCAUAGCAAAGCUGAGGAAGAGUGGAAGGCCCAGGUGGCCCGUGGCCAGCAGGAGGCUGAGCGAAAAAGCAGUCUUAUCAGCAGCUUGGAAGAGGAGGUAUCCAUCCUGAACCGCCAAGUUCUAGAGAAGGAGGGGGAGAGCAAGGAGUUGAAGCGCCUGGUUGUAGCUGAAUCAGAGAAGAGCCAGAAGCUGGAAGAGAGACUGCGCCUGCUUCAGGUAGAAACAGCCAGCAGUAGUGCCAGAGCAGCAGAACGCAGCUCAGCUCUACGAGAGGAGGUACAGAGCCUCCGGGAGGAGGUAGAGAAGCAGCGUGUAAUUUCGGAGAACUUGCGGCAAGAGCUGACCUCACAGGCAGAGCGAGCUGAGGAACUGGGCCAGGAAUUGAAGGCCUGGCAGGAGAAGUUCUUCCAAAAGGAGCAAGCGCUCUCUGCCCUACAGCUGGAGCAUACCAGCACACAGGCCCUGGUAAGCGAGCUGCUGCCUGCCAAGCACCUUUGUCAGCAGCUACAAGCUGAGCAAGCAGCUGCUGAGAAGCGCCACCGGGAGGAGAUAGAGCAGAGCAAGCAGGCAGCUGGUGGGCUUCGGGCAGAGCUAAUGCGGGCACAACGGGAGCUUGGGGAGCUAGGGCCUUUGCGACAGAAGGUGGCUGAGCAGGAGCGAGCAGCCCAGCAGCUGCGGGCAGAGAAGGCCAGCUAUGCUGAACAGCUGAGCAUGCUGAAGAAGGCACAUGGCCUGUUGGCAGAGGAGAACCGAGGUCUGGGAGAGCGGGCCAACCUUGGCCGGCAGUUUCUGGAAGUAGAGCUAGAUCAAGCCCGGGAGAAGUAUGUCCAGGAGUUGGCAGCUGUGCGUACUGAUGCUGAGACCCAUCUGGCUGAAAUGCGGCAAGAAGCACAAAGUACUACUCGGGAACUGGAGGUGAUGACUGCCAAGUACGAAGGUGCCAAGGUGAAGGUCCUAGAGGAAAGGCAAAGGUUCCAAGAAGAGAGGCAGAAACUCACUGCCCAGGUGGAGCAACUAGAGGUAUUUCAAAGAGAGCAAACUAAGCAGGUGGAGGAAUUGAGUAAGAAGUUGACAGAGUAUGAUCAAGCCAGCAAGGUGCAGCAACAGAAGCUCAAGGCUUUCCAGGCUCAGGGAGGUGAGAGCCAGCAGGAGGUCCAGCGCCUCCAGGCCCAGCUGAAUGAGCUGCAGACCCAGCUAAGCCAGAAGGAACAGGCAGCUGAACAUUACAAGCUACAGAUGGAGAAAGCCAAGACCCAUUAUGAUGCCAAGAAGCAGCAGAACCAAGAGCUGCAGGAUCAGCUUCGAGACCUGGAGCAGCUGCAGAAGGAGAACAAGGAGCUUCGGGCUGAAGCUGAGCGCCUGGGCCGUGAGCUGCAGCAGGCAGGGCUGAAGACCAAGGAGGCGGAGCAGGCCUGCCGCCACCUCAGUGCCCAGGUGCGGAGCCUGGAGGCGCAGGUUGCCCAUGCAGACCAGCAGCUUCGAGACUUGGGCAAAUUCCAGGUGGCAACUGAUGCCUUAAAGAGCCGUGAGCCUCAGAAACCCCAGCUGGACUUAAGUAUUGACAGCCUGGAUCUGAGCUUGGAAGAGGGUACCCCAUGCAGUGUCACUAGCCCUUGGAGAGCAGCCUGGACUCCCUGGGGGAUGCCUUCCCUGACUCUGGCCGUAAGACCCGCUCUGCUCGCCGGCGUACCACACAAAUCAUCAAUAUUACCAUGACCAAGAAACUAGAUGUGGAAGAGCCAGACAGUGCCAACUCGUCCUUCUAUAGCACACAGUCUGCUCCUGCUUCCCAGGCCAGUUUGAGAGCCACCUCCUCCACCCAGUCUCUGGCCCGCUUGGGCUCUCCUGAUGAUGGUAACUCAGCUCUACUUAGCCUGCCUGGCUACCGGCCUACCACUCGAAGCUCUGCCCGUCGCUCCCAGGCCAGGAUGUCCAGUGGUGCUCCCCAAGGAAGGAACAGCUUCUAUAUGGGUACUUGCCAGGAUGAGCCUGAGCAGCUGGAUGAUUGGAACCGCAUUGCAGAGUUGCAGCAGCGCAACAGAGUGUGUCCUCCACACCUGAAGACCUGCUAUCCUCUGGAGUCCAGGCCUUCCCUGAGUCUGGCAACCAUCACUGAUGAGGAGAUGAAAACCGGAGACCCCCAGGAAACUUUACGCCGAGCCAGCAUGCAGCCAACCCAAAUCGCUGAGGGUGCUGGCAUCACUACCCGGCAGCAGCGCAAACGGGUCUCCUCAGAGACCCACCAGGGUCCUGGCACUCCUGAGUCCAAGAAAGCUACCAGCUGCUUCCCACGCCCCAUGACUCCCAGAGACCGGCAUGAAGGACGGAAGCAGAGCAGCACUGCUGUAGCCCAGAAGAAAGCAGCUCCAGUUGUUCUUAAACAGGCGGACCGGCGACAGUCAAUGGCUUUCAGCAUCCUUAACACACCCAAGAAGCUGGGAAAUAGUCUUCUAAGGAGAGGAGGUUCAAAGAAGACCCCAGCAAAGGUCUCCCCCAAUACUCAGAGUGGUACCCGCCGUUCUCCACGAAUUGCCACCACCACAGCUGGUGCUGCCACUGCCACCCCUCGGGCCAAGGGCAAGGCAAAGCAUUAAAGAGUCAACACCAGUGUGUGCGCGUGGCCCUACCUGUGUCCUCAGAACUGACCUUGUCCUUUUCCUUCUACUGUCCCUCUCAGUGCCUUCUCUGAGCUCCCAGGCCAGUGGUGGCCAGCCCCCCCCCAGAGACAGUGAUGUUUGUCUGCACCCUUGUCUGGUGCCUGAAAGGUACCAGUGAAGAUCCAGGUAUCUUUUCAGAGCUGGCCCAGGAGGCUUGGAGCUUGGACAGUAUGGGGUCUUCUCCCUAUCUUGCCUCCUGAUCCCCCCCCCCCUUUUUUUUAACUAGAUUUGAGGCUGGAUUUUUGAGCCCAUAGUCUUCCUUUGUCUCUGGACCUAGGGACCAUUG